GUGACCUAUAAUGAUGUGCAUGUUGACUUCACUUGGGAAGAAUGGACUUUGUUGAAUCCUUCCCAGAAGUAUCUGUACAAAGAUGUGAUGUUGAAGAUCUACAGGAAUCUCACUAUUAUAGGAUACAAGUGGGAAGACCAUAAUAUUGAAGAACAUUGUCAAAGUUCUAGACAACGUGAAAGGUAUGAAACAAUACAUACUGGAGUGAAACCCUAUGAAUGUAACCAGUGUUCCAAAGCCCGUGCUCAUCACAUUACUCUUCAAAUACAUAAAAGAACUCAUACUGGAGAGAAAUCCUAUGAAUGUGGUCAAUGUGGUAAAGCCUUUGAAUGUCACAAUCAUCUUCAAAUACAUAAAAGAACUCAUACUGGAGAGAAACCAUAUGAAUGUAAUCAGUGUGGUAAAGCCUUUGCACAACACCAUCAUUUUCAAAUGCAUAGAAGAACACACACUGGAGAAAAACCGUAUGAAUGUGAUCAGUGUGGUAAGGCCUUUGCACAACAGGGUACUCUUCAAAGGCAUAAAAGAACACAUACUGGAGAGAAACCCUAUGAAUGUAAUGAGUGUGGUAAGGCCUUUGCACAACACAAUACUCUUCAAAGGCAUAAAAGAACACAUACUGGAGAGAAACCCUUUCAAUGUAGUCAGUGUAGUAGAGCCUUUAUAUGUCACAGUAAUCUUCAGAAGCAUCAAAGAACACAUACUGGAGAGAAACCUUAUGAAUGUAAUCAGUGUGGUAAAGCCUUUGCCGGACCUAGUAAUCUAAAAAUUCAUAGAAGAACACAUACUGGAGAGAAACCGUAUGAAUGUAAUGAGUGUGGUAAGGCCUUUGCACAACACAGUACUCUUAAAAUGCAUAAAAGAACACAUACUGGAGUGAAACCAUAUAAAUGCAAUCAAUGUGGAAAAGCCUUUGCACGUCAUGGUUGUUUUCAAAUGCAUAGAAGAACACAUACUGGAGAG
Peromyscus eremicus (cactus mouse) is the source of this 963-nucleotide messenger RNA. RefSeq names its product zinc finger protein 431-like. Gene Ontology annotation, biological process: regulation of transcription by RNA polymerase II. Gene Ontology annotation, molecular function: DNA-binding transcription factor activity, RNA polymerase II-specific; RNA polymerase II cis-regulatory region sequence-specific DNA binding. The record is from RefSeq and is a predicted model, not a curated record. The annotation marks the transcript as partial. Lineage: Eukaryota; Metazoa; Chordata; Mammalia; Rodentia; Cricetidae. The transcript has 3 exons.